This is a messenger RNA of Pelagomonas calceolata, 1320 nucleotides long. NCBI's taxonomy places the organism in Eukaryota, Pelagophyceae, Pelagomonadales, Pelagomonadaceae. The record is from the annotation of a GenBank genome assembly.
AGCUGGCAGCGGCGCUGCUGCAGGCACUUGCUCUGCUCAGCGAACUACUGCUGCAGCGCGCAGGACGGCGUGCGCACAGGCACAAGCAGUGCAAACAGAUUGUAAACCAGUCACGAGCCGCACACACAACAGCGAUCGGUGCAACAGCACUGGGACUCAGAGGCUGCAACCUCCUCGCCGCAUGAAGCGUCGCUACAUCCUACUGAUGCACCUGGCCCUCGCGCGAGCGCUGCGCGCACCGAUCCGGCCGCGCGCGGUCUCGCGCCUCAGCUCCUGGGGCGGCGACUACGACGAAGUAAGUACCGGCGACGGCGCGCGGAAGCCGAAGCGACCGGACACGCGGCCCGACUUUGCGAAGCCGAACUACCGCGAGCCACGUAGUCCUGGGAGAGGCGGUCGUGGCGGCGGCCGCGGUCGUGGCGCUGGCCGCGGUCGCGGUCGAAAUGAACAAACGUACGUGCGGCGCGAGCGCCAACAAAGACAUUGGGACGCGUUCAUGGAGGACGAUGGUAACGAGUUCGUCUACGGUAUCGCGCCGGUGCUGGCGGCGUUGAAAGCGGGUCGACGAUCGAAACACGCGUUAUAUGUGCUCGAGGAAUCACGACGGAAGGAGUCGCGGUUGGAUGCUGUCGAAGCAUUGGCGAGGGAGAACGAUGUGGAUAUCGUACAGGUGGAGAAGGGCCUGCUGAACGAAGCUGUUAAUGAUAGGCCGCACCAGGGGUGCAUCCUGUGUGCCUCGAAGCUCGACUUCGCAGUAUUGGAGGAAUGGACCCCGCCGGUCCAAGGCACCGGCUGGCUCGCGCUGGACGAAAUCGUAGACCCGCAGAACUUGGGGAGCCUGUGUAGGACCGCGCGGUUCCUCGGGGCCUCCGUUUUAGUGAGCGCCAAAAACUCGGCGCCCUUGAGUGCUGCCGCGUCCAAGGCGUCGGCCGGAGCUUUAGAAGAGGCGCCGGUCUACGCCGUGCCGAAUUUGCCUCGAGCACUGGAAGAUGCGAAAGCCCAGGGCUGGCGCGUGCUCGGCGCGGGCGUUGGCGACAACAGCGUGCCCGUAUCAGGUUUGGAUCCUACACAACCGUCCGUCUUGGUGGUUGGCAGCGAGGGAGAGGGCCUGCGGACGACCGUGAGGCGCGCGUGCGACGCGCUGGUGCAGGUCGGCUCUGCCCCUGAUAAUUCGGGCGUGGACUCUUUGAAUGUCGGCGUCGCCGGGGCCAUUCUGCUGCACCACCUGCUCGGUGGGGCGCCUAAGUAAGAAGCUUCCCUGUGCUCACUCCCGUCCGCGUCGGCGGCGUCGAGGCGACGCCGCGCCGCGCCCCCCGGUAC